AGAUGCCGCCGCACAACGCUGUGCUUGAAACGUUUCAGAAAUUUGAUAAAGAUGGCAAUGGUUCCAUUAGCAGGGAGGAAUUGGUGGAGGUCUUGCGAACUUUAGAUCCAGAUGACUGGGACGACAAUUCGGUUGAUCAUUUGUUGGCAAGUGCGGAUGCCAAUGGUGAUGGGGCUCUACAAAUCGAGGAAUUCGUGCGUUGGGUUUUUGCGGAAGACGUGAGCAAAUUGGGAAGCGCUUCCCUUGGAAACAGUUCCCUCACCAUUUUGAUCGAUGGUUCUUCCCGGGAUGAUCUCAAUGGUGAAUACGUGCAACAGGAUGAAUUUUACGGUCACCGGCCUGUCUUUUUCAACGCGGAGAAAGGCAAAUAUCUGUUCUACAACCAGAAACACCGUCGCUGGCAGAUCUUUGUCCGCACCAGCUGGAAGGCCAGUGCCCGGCUUUGUACCAAGAGAGCUCCGCACCUUUCAGGGGAAACUUGGCAUGUCUACAACGGGAAGAAAUUUCUGACUGAACCGGAGAUGUCGACGAAACUCGCGCCGCCUUCGACGGCUGAAGAGAAGUGCGCCAAGGCUGCGGAUGCCAUUUAUGUUAAAACCCAGUGGAGUAAUGUCACUGGUGGUUUCAUGAAAACAGAGAAAAUUUGCAAUGAGCGCCCUGUCUACUAUGAUGAAGAGCAUAAGUCAUGGUUGGCAUACGAUGGCCGGAAAGAGAGAUGGGUAGUGGCAAAGCAUCUCAAAACAGAUGGGCCAAGAGAUACGUGGGUCACCUCUUUGAAGACAGAUGUGUUUUCUCCUGACUUGACUGGAUGGCGUGGCACAACGACCGCCGUCCGGGUUGAUGCCAAAGGGAGGGAACGUUACCGUGGAGAUGGUGGUUGGAUCGAUGAAUCCUUUCCCCACAGCGAGGAAAGCAUUGGCAAGAAGAAGGAGUGCGACUGGGUCCGCGCCAAAGAUCUCGCGGAGCCUCCAGCCUUGUUCUCCACCGUUGAGCCAGCUGAUGCUUGUCAGGGAGCUCUUGGAGAUUGUUGGCUCAUUGCAGCUCUUGCUGGUGUCGCCGAAUUUCCAAAUUUCAUCCGGGACCACAUCUUUGAGACAAAGGCACUGGCAGAGGAUGGCAAGUAUCGCAUCAAACUCUACGAUUGGACCAGCAAGAGCUGGAAGGUGAUGGAGAUUGAUGACUACAUCCCUUGCCAGCCUCGGAAAUGGUACGAACCAAGUGCGGUCACACUGUUUGCUCAAGUCUCCAAUAAACAGCUAUAUGUGGUUCUGAUGGAGAAGGCUUUCGCGAAAAUGAUUGGAUCCUACCAGGCGCUUUCUGGCGGCCUUUCUGGGGUGGCCUGGGUUGCCAUGACGGGCGAGACGGAUCUAAUGUGGUUCUCCAGGGAAAGGCAUCGGCCCAAGUGGGACGUCACCGGCUCCCGCGGCUUGAUCGUCCGCAGUGGCUGUGACCUGGACAGUGAGAAAUUGGGACGCUUGGGCCAUGGAGCUGUUUUUCUAGAGCUGGAGAAAUUUGGUUAUCGCGUCCAUUUCAAGAAGCUCGAAGGCGAUGGUCCUGACGAGGGCUGGCUCUCCUGCUACAUCAGCGGCUAUGAAGUCGCCAGGUGCCGAGACCCUGUGGAGUGGCAGCAGAAACAAGUGCAUCUCCCUUCCAGCAUCAAGUUUAGCAUCGGAACUGGCCGCACCUUGGCCAAAGUGGAUCAGGAUACCAUGUGGGGCAACUUGGAAAAGUUCGACCGGGCCAACUUCCUCAUGGCGGCCUCCAUACACACGGGGAAGAAAAGUGAACACAAACGGGAAGAUGGUUUGGUGGAAGGACAUGCCUAUUCAAUCAUCCAUGCGGUGGAGCGCAAAGGCUUCAAACUGGUUUGCUGCAGGAACCCUUGGGGCAACAAGAUGGAGUGGAACGGGCCCUGGUGUGACCAGAGCCAGGAAUGGACCGCCCAUCCCGAUCUGGCAGAUGAGCUGGAGGUGGACCAGAAGGCCGAUGGACUCUUUUGGAUGGAUUGGGAAAGCUUCGGGCAGACGUUUGUUAUCAUCGAGGUUUGCCCCAGGUCCAUGCCGGUUGAGCGGGCCAAUUUUGCCCAGUCAGCUGAGUAGAGCUAGCCGGAGCUAGUUGGAGCUAGCUGGAGCUGUGCAUGGCUUGUGCCAAAGUUAGCAGAAGUUGUACGAUCUUCAGAUAUCGUAUGGCCAUGCCAUACAUCAUUCUGCAUUUGUAUCCCAUUGGCCCUGCCGAUGAGCAGGGCAGUUACAAAUAAUUCAAAUAGUUUCCAUAUUUUUCAAUGCCAUGCAGCAUGAAUUCUGGGAGGCCGCCUUGAGGUGGAAA
This is a messenger RNA of Cladocopium goreaui, 2325 nucleotides long. The record is from the annotation of a GenBank genome assembly. NCBI's taxonomy places the organism in Eukaryota, Dinophyceae, Suessiales, Symbiodiniaceae.